Molecule: messenger RNA, 1412 nt
Organism: Laetiporus sulphureus 93-53
Lineage: Eukaryota; Fungi; Basidiomycota; Agaricomycetes; Polyporales; Laetiporaceae
Product: class II peroxidase
Exons: 8
Coding region: 28-1149 (373 amino acids)
Biological process (GO): hydrogen peroxide catabolic process; response to reactive oxygen species; cellular response to oxidative stress
Molecular function (GO): peroxidase activity; heme binding
Source: RefSeq, a predicted model, not a curated record
CGCACACGCCCACGCCCCUCUCCCACCAUGUCGUUCGCAGUCGUCCGAGCAGCCCUUCGCAGGGCCCCCGUCAAUGCUGCGAGGGCACCUCGCGCCUUCCGUAAUCCCGCCUUCAGGAGGUAUUCAACCGAGGCAGCGCCGAAGAAGUCGAAUGCUGCUUUAUUCGCAGGCCUAGCAGCACUCACUGCGGCCGGAGGCAUUGGCUACUAUGUAUACGCGUCCGAAUCGAACACCGCCAAGGAGGCGGGCACUGCGAUCAAGUCAGGCGUGCAGUCCGCGAAGGCUGCUACUAAGCUUGUGCCUACAAAGGAAGACUACCAGAAGGUGUACAACAGAAUCGCCGAGGUAAUGGACGAGGCUGCCGACAUCGACUACGACGAUGGCUCCUACGGUCCUGUGCUUCUCCGUCUUGCCUGGCACUGCUCGGGAACCUACGAUAAGGCAACUAAUACUGGCGGCAGCAACUAUGCGACGAUGCGUUUCGCACCGGAAUCGCUGCAUAGUGCAAACGCUGGCUUGCAGGUCGCUCGUGCUGUCCAGGAAAAGAUCCAUCAGGAGUUCCCUUGGAUCUCGUACGGUGAUUUGUGGACUCUUGGCGGCGUGUGCGCGAUCCAGGAGAUGGGCGGCCCAAAGAUCCCAUGGAGACCAGGCAGAAUCGAUGGUUUUGCAGAACAGGCUACUCCCGACGGUCGUCUCCCUGAUGGUGCAAAGGGCGCUGACCACCUCCGGAACAUCUUCCACCGCAUGGGCUUCAACGACCAGGAAAUCGUAGCUCUUUCUGGUGCACAUGCCCUCGGCCGUUGCCACCGCGACCGCUCCGGAUUCGACGGCCCCUGGACGUUCUCGCCGGUCACAGUCAGUAACGAGUACUUCCGCCUUCUGCUCGAAGAGAAGUGGGUCUGGAGGAAGUGGGACGGCCCCAAGCAGCUCGCAGACAAGACCACCGGCACGCUGAUGAUGUUGCCCUCGGAUUACGCACUCGUCCAGGACAAGACGUUCAAGAAGUACGUCCAGGCGUAUGCCAAGGACCAGGACUUGUGGUUCAAGGACUUCGCCAAUGCUGUGUCCCACCUGUUCGAGCUCGGGGUCCCCACCUCGCAGUUCGUCGCGUCGGAGCCCUGGAUCAUGAAGAACACCGACGAGAAGUAGAUAUUGAUCUGUAGAUUUCGCCCGGCAGCGCAAAGCUAGAUGCGUGUGCUACAUCACAGCCUUUUAGCUUCGCGUAGUGGUCGUGCUGUACAUUUCCAGUGCUCAUCUUACUUUUCUGCUGGAUGCACCUGAGUGUGCCUUCUUGGCUUGCAUGCGGGGGAUGAGAGCGUGAGUGUGAGGGGAACGGGAAGGAGCAAUAAGGAGGCGUGUGGGGUGGGAGUUGUAGGCUUUGUACAUUGGUUCCGUCGUCUUGUUAUGUGAUC